AUGGAUGUUGAUAUUGUUCCAGAAGCGAGAGAACAAACAUUUCUGUUUACAAGUGAAUCUGUGGGGGAAGGACAUCCAGACAAGAUGUGUGAUAUGAUUUCUGAUGCUGUUUUGGAUGCACAUUUAGAACAAGAUCCUAAUGCUAAAGUUGCUUGUGAGGUUGUUACAAAAACUGGAAUGAUUUUACUUUGUGGAGAAGUAACAAGUAAAGCACACGUUGAUUAUCAAAAAUUAGUUAGAGGGGUUGUUAAACAAAUUGGUUUUGAUGAUUCUAGUAAAGGUUUUGAUCAUAGAACUUGUAAUGUAAUGGUUGCAUUAGAGCAACAAGCAUCAGAAAUCGCUGCAGGUGUUUGGGAGAAUAGGUGUGACGAGGAUAUUGGGGCUGGAGAUCAGGGUUUAAUGUUUGGUUAUGCAACUGAUGAAACAGAUGAGGCUAUGCCUUUAUCUCUUCUUCUUGCACAUCAAUUACAAGCUAAAUUGUGUAAAUUAAGAAAAGAAGGAGAAUUGGAAUGGUCUUUACCUGAUUCUAAAUCACAGUUAACAAUUGAAUAUAAAUUCAAUAAUGGAGCUUGUAUACCAAUUAGAGUACAUACUGUUGUAAUGUCUGCCCAACACAAACAAUUCGAAAAUGAUUUGGAAGUUGUUCGUCAUGAUUUGUUAGAGAAAGUUAUUAAAAAAGUCAUUCCAAGCAAUUUAUUAGACGAAAAAACAAUUUAUUAUUUAAAUCCGUGUGGAACUUUUCAUAUUGGAGGGCCCCAAUGCGAUGCAGGCCUAACUGGACGAAAAAUAAUUGUCGAUACUUAUGGAGGUUGGGGAGCACACGGAGGGGGAGCUUUUUCUGGAAAAGAUCCGUCAAAAGUUGAUCGUUCUGCUGCUUAUGGGGCUCGUUGGGUGGCUAAAUCUUUGGUUAAGGGUGGAGUUUGUCGUAGAUGUUUAGUACAGGUUUCAUAUGCAAUAGCAAUAUCCCAUCCAUUAUCUAUUGCUGUAAUCUCUUACGGAACAAGUCCAUUAACGGAGGCCGAAUUACUUCAAAUAGUUAAUGACAAUUUUGAUUUACGUCCGGGAGUUAUUAUAAGAGAACUUAAUUUAAAACGUCCAAUUUAUUCUCGUACAGCAGCUAAUGGACAUUUUGGACAUUCUAAUUUUCCUUGGGAAAAACCAAAAAAAUUAGAAAUUCGUCCAGAAUUAGCUAAGAAAUUGGCAAAUUUUAAAAAAGAAGGAAAUGAACAUUUACCUAAUGGAAUAUUUAAACAUUAA
Messenger RNA from Meloidogyne enterolobii, 1257 nucleotides. The record is from the annotation of a GenBank genome assembly. NCBI's taxonomy places the organism in Eukaryota, Metazoa, Nematoda, Chromadorea, Rhabditida, Meloidogynidae.